CAACCAUCCGUUCUUUUACCAACCGUCUUCCAUUCUUUUCAGUGACCUGGUGUCCGAUCUCUUUCGUGCAUUUCCACCUGCCCCUGUUGCAUUAGUACACAUAUUAUACCACCGUCGCCACAACCACCAGGCCAAGCAUCCAGAUCCCACAACCGCCAAAAUGGUUCGCAUCAGCUUCAUCGCCGUCCUUACCAUGGCCGUCUCGGUCAUGGCCGUCGUGACGCCCAACAACGCCGGCGCCAAGAGCGUCGGCGCGGGCAAGGGGGCGCAGUUCAUCACGGGCGGCUGCGUCAACAACGCCGACUGCCAGUCCACCUGCUGCGCCGGCAACGGCGCGGGCAAGGGCGUCUGCUCCGCCGCGGUUGCCGCCAACCAGGCCGGCAAGACGGGCUGCGGCUUCGCCGAUCCCAACGCCGCCCAGACCAUCGCGGCCGCAAAGGCCCAGGUCAAGAAGCAGGGUUUCUAAGCCUGCACUCUUUCUCCCCGUCACCGUUUGAGCAUGGGUUUUUGGCGUUGGGUGCUGUUCGGAUAGUGUGUAUAGUCGUGUUUAUCUAGUAGACGCCGUCUCUCUUUCACGGGACUUGCAAUGGAAACUACGCCCCGGGUCGGAACUGCCAAACGUACUUGCCAUGAUAAACAUGGGCCAACGCUGAUCCUGUAAUUAUAAGGAACAUAAUUUUUCAAUCAACGAGGUUCAGUUCGCCGCAA
Messenger RNA from Gaeumannomyces tritici R3-111a-1, 708 nucleotides. RefSeq lists its product as hypothetical. NCBI's taxonomy places the organism in Eukaryota, Fungi, Ascomycota, Sordariomycetes, Magnaporthales, Magnaporthaceae. The transcript is spliced from 2 exons. Bases 161 to 466 code for a protein of 101 amino acids. The record is from RefSeq and is a predicted model, not a curated record.